AUGCCCAAAUCAAAGCGACCACCGACUUCGGGUUACGCCCGAAUAGCCCAAGCCGAGGAAGAAGAAGAAGACUCUGGCAGCGACUUUGAAGGUGACCACCACCAGAAUCCCCUAUCCGACGCGCAAUAUGCCCCAAUUCAACCACAGCGGAGUUCGAAUAUGCGCAUGAACGGCUCGGGCGCGAACUCACCAAAUCACAAGAAGAGUUCAUCCGGACGACGGCAACGCGCCAAUUCGGGCGUUGACAUCAAGGCCAUCAAUGCGCGAUUCGAGCGAUGGGCCGACGAGAUUGCGCAGAAAUUCAAGAUCAAGAAGCAGAAAGAUUCGGCAGAAGAUGAGACGCUUGAGAUCCACCACUCCGUCUUCCAAGCGCCCGACUGGGUGCGACCGGCAACGGCCGAGUCGCUCACAUUCGAUUACGACGUUCCAUCGGAUCGCCUGACGAAGCUCGAAUUCGACGACAUAGUGGAAAGCGUUUUAACGGCAAUCGAGAUGGACGUACACCCCAAGUUGAUUACACAAGGCAGUUCGGGCAGCUACUUCGCUCGCACCACGCAGGGCAAGGUGGUGGGCGUCUUCAAGCCCAAAGACGAAGAGCCCUACGCGUCAAGAAAUCCCAAAUGGACCAAGUGGAUACAUCGCAAUCUGUUUCCCUUCUUCUUUGGUCGCGCCUGCCUCAUUCCCAACCUCUCAUACAUCUCCGAAGCCGCCGCCUACGUCCUCGACACCCAACUACGCACCAACCUCGUACCCUACACCGAUGUCGUAGGUCUUUCCUCCAAAUCCUUCCACUACGACUUCUGGGAUAGGCGGGCGUACUACAGGAAAGGGAAGCCAUUCCCGGAGAAGCUUGGGAGUUUCCAGGUGUUUCUGAAGGGCUUCAAGGAUGCGAACAUCUUCUUGAAGGAGAACCCAUGGCCAGAUCAGUACACCACAGGGUACAACGCGGUCAGAUCGGCACAGAAGAAGAAGAAGCGAAGAUGGGCUGAGGACUGCAGACCGAAUGGCUCACAAUCAGACGGCGAGGAUGACGACGGAGAAACCGGAAAUGGGGCCUCGCAACACCAACGGAGGGGCUUCUGGACGCCUGCCAUCCAACAGUCAUUCAGGGAGCAACUGGAGAAACUGGUCAUUCUUGACUACAUCAUGCGAAACACUGACAGAGGCCUGGACAACUGGAUGAUCAAAAUCGACCAGAAGACGCAGCGGGCCACUAUCGUAGCAGAGCCACCCAAGAUGGACGGCGAUGUGGACAAUACUGACCACCAACCGAGCGACUACACAAGGCAGUCGAUGGAGCAGUCCGGACUGGACCCGUACGGACGGAGGGAACCUAUGACCACGACUAGUCGAUCAAAUACGCCCAUGCAGAGCGGGCCAACGCCUACAGUGACCAUUGGUGCCAUUGACAACAGUUUGUCGUGGCCCUGGAAACACCCAGACGCUUGGCGCAGCUAUCCUUUUGGUUGGCUCUUUCUACCCGUCUCGCUCAUCGGCCAGCCCUUCUCCGAAGCCACCCGCCGCCACUUCCUUCCUCUUCUCACGUCGAAACAAUGGUGGAGCGACACGCAAUCAGCACUCCGCAAGUGCUUCUCACAAGAUGCCGACUUCAAGGAGCGUAUGUACGCCAAACAGAUCGCGGUCAUGAAAGGACAAGCAUGGAAUGUGGUGGAAACACUCAAGACACCUGAUCUCGGACCGCUUGAGCUUACAAGAAGGGCGCGUGUAUGCGUAUGGGACGACAUUGUUGAGAUACCCAUCGCUGUGCCGUUGAGGGCUCCGUCUGCUGAGAUGCGGAGAAAACAGCCUCCAGGCAGACAGCCAAGGCUAGAGGAAGAGCAUGAAGAGAUGGACAUAACAGCAGUCUCAACACCGCCGCAGAAGCCUCAAAAAGACCUACUUACGAACUCGCCGCCUCUGGAGACAGCACACGAGAACCGCUUCAAUCUUACGCGCGGCUCCUCUUCCCUCGACGCACGACGUCCUGAUCAAGGCCCCGAAUCACCAGCAACCGUUAGCGACGUAUACUGGGGGUCGCGGAACCUGAACCCUCACUCCAAUGGCCGGCCUGCACACCAGUCGCGAAUGAGCUAUGACGCGCCUCGCCGAAAUACACGCGACUCACGACACCACAGACGAUUCUCAUUGACGCAUAGAAGAGACCUUGAUGACUAUGGUUUUGACGACGAUGGCGAUCUAGGAUAUGCCGCCAACGAGGAUAUGGAAGGAAAUAGGAAGAAGGUCAUUGUAGAACGGUUGGAGAUGGUCAAGGGUAGGAAUCCGGUGUUUACUUGGUGUUGA
This is a messenger RNA of Alternaria atra, 2301 nucleotides long. RefSeq lists its product as uncharacterized. Bases 1 to 2301 code for a protein of 766 amino acids. Lineage: Eukaryota; Fungi; Ascomycota; Dothideomycetes; Pleosporales; Pleosporaceae. The transcript is spliced from 2 exons. The record is from RefSeq and is a predicted model, not a curated record. Gene Ontology annotation, biological process: endosome organization; phosphatidylinositol phosphate biosynthetic process; Golgi organization. Gene Ontology annotation, molecular function: 1-phosphatidylinositol 4-kinase activity. Gene Ontology annotation, cellular component: endosome; fungal-type vacuole membrane; lysosomal membrane.